Emiliania huxleyi CCMP1516 is the source of this 594-nucleotide messenger RNA. RefSeq lists its product as hypothetical. Lineage: Eukaryota; Haptophyta; Isochrysidales; Noelaerhabdaceae. The record is from RefSeq and is a predicted model, not a curated record. The coding region runs from base 1 to 594 and encodes 197 amino acids. The transcript has 3 exons.
AUGGCGUAUGAAUCUACGAUGCAAGACGAGGACCGAGCAUUCAUCGUGGGUCUGAGCGAGUCGGAGAAGCAGGAACUGCAGCAGAUGAAGGAGUUCGAGCUUCACCAGGCGCACACCAAGGACAUCGAGGGCGACGUCAUCCAGGGAGUGGCGAAACACACCUGCAUUCUGCCGCUCAACGGAUCGUAUGUCGGCGUCAACGGAAUACUAGUCUGGUCACCGAAGGUCACGCUCCUCUUCUCGGCCUCGCCGCUUGCGACAAGCUGCGCGGACAUGCCCGUCCUCCUGCUGGUCCUCGUCCUCGUGAGCAUCCUCGUCGCCAUCAGCUCAAAAGGGGGCUCGGCAACAGCCAGGGACGUCGCGCUCGAGCAGUUCGCGAAGAAGAAGUACCCGAGGCGUUCAUUGGGGGACCGCAUGGGAAAGGGGGGAGGGGGGGGGGGGGGGCACAUCAUCUCCCUGAUUGAUGGGCGAGGCUGCUCGAUGGGCGAGGCGCGAGCGCAGUUGGGCUGGACCUCCCCGCAGGCACCCCUGCGCCCUGGCAUCAUCAUCAGCAGCCAGCACAGCACCGUGCCUGGGAUGGUCGGUUCUUGGUAG